This is a messenger RNA of Argiope bruennichi, 4067 nucleotides long. It is a transcript of the gene HPS1, whose product is annotated as BLOC-3 complex member HPS1-like. Gene Ontology annotation, biological process: vesicle-mediated transport. Gene Ontology annotation, cellular component: BLOC-3 complex. Gene Ontology annotation, molecular function: guanyl-nucleotide exchange factor activity. Bases 271 to 2271 code for a protein of 666 amino acids. The transcript has 16 exons. NCBI's taxonomy places the organism in Eukaryota, Metazoa, Arthropoda, Arachnida, Araneae, Araneidae. The record is from RefSeq and is a predicted model, not a curated record.
ACGAGUUUCGUUUCCGUUCCAACAGACAUGCGUUUAUUUGUUUACAAAGGAUGCAAGAAUUUUGGCGGGAGACUUCUGUUAGUUAUUUGCUAACUAAUUUAUUCGUGUUUAAAUCUGGAAUAUAACUAUUGAGACAAAAGUAGCUUUGAAAUGAUGGUUUCUUAUUGAAUAUUUUUUAAAAACGGCAUAACGUUAUUCAUUUCGAACAUUUUAUCAUUCUGCAUAUGUUACCUGUUAUGUAAUAAUUGCCUUUUAUAACGAUAUCGUAAUAUGAAGGGGGUUAUGAUAUUUGACAAUUUAAAUGACUUAGUUUUUUCAGAUGUCGAUAUUGAAUUAUCAAAGCAUAUCCAAAAACUUGCGAUGAAAGAUGGCUUACUGGAGGGUUCUUUCUUUGGCAGUGUUGAACAAGAGAUGGAUAAAAACAUAGUUAUGCAGCUUUUUUCACCACUGAUAGCAUCAUAUAAAGUAAUGCAAGCACAAUUUGGUAAUCAAUAUAAGUACAUUGAAUCCGAAGAUGGUAUACUAUUAGUUUUUGAUGAAAUUUUGAACUAUAUUGCCAUUAGUAUAUGUCACAAGGAUGAGAAGCUGGAUGCAGUCCAAAAAGAACUAUCAUUAUUUCUUAUUUUUGUUGAAAUGUUAUUUGGUCCAUCACUGCAUAUGAUGAAAAGUGAUAUUUCUGUGUGCUGUGAUUUGUGCUCUCGGUCAGAUUUGGUUUCACUUAUUUUGGAAAAGUGGAGAGUUUUAAGUGCAGAACAGCAGACAUAUCUUGUGGAAGCCAUGGAGCGGCUCAUAGUAAAUCCAGAUAUUACUGCCAUGUGCAUUAAUUUGCUUCAAGAAGUUCUGGAAAAGAUACGGCACACUCAUAAAGAUGGAACUUAUUCUCAUGCCUUUUUACUGGUUGAUACAAAACUUGUAGCUUUAUAUUCAAGUCGUAAUGCAGGGCAGUUACCAAAGGAAACUCUUUUAUUAUUAACAUUAGUUGUUCAAGUUUUAAAAACUUCACCUUCACCCUCUAAAGUUGAAGAAGAGAAAAAGAAAGCCAUGGAAGAUGAGUUUUUCAUUCCUAUUUCCCCUCAAACCUUAAAAGAAACUAAGUUGAUUGCAGAAAAAAAGCGAAAAAGUUCUUCAAAGAAAAAGGCCCAUCUGGAGGAUGACCAAUCUGACAAAUUAAAGUCUGGAUCUCACACUUUAUUAGUCUACUUAAAAUCUCGAAACGGGGAUUUUGUCCCUCACAUUUUUUACAUUAUUGAAGUGACACCAAAAUUAACACUUGCCAUGCUCAAUGAAUUGACUGCCUAUAGCUUAGUAUCAAGUAAUGUUGCAACUUUUAUAAAACAGCUGGAUAACAUUCAAAACCAUCCUCUUUUACGCAGCCCUUUUGCCUCUUUUGAUGCAUUUGAAACAGAGUUUCGGAAUUUAAUUGAUGUCAUUUGGAAAUCAAAAACUUGUGCUGACAAAGAAAAGUAUAUGAAAAAACUUAUAUCAAAGUGGGAACAACUGAAACAUUGUGAAUUAGAAAAGGUUUUUAAAAUGCCAAAGGAUAAAAUUACAAAUCCACGAUUGGAAUCAGGACUUUCUUCUUGUUCAGAUGUGCUGAAAAAUUUCUUUGGGGAAUGUGUCGCAGCUCCAUGUCUGAAGUUUGAAGAGACAACUCAAAGUUCAGAAUAUCAAGAAGUUUUAAAAACUAUGCAGAGAAUCAGUGUAAAAAGAUUAGCUGAUGUUGCAGACUUUUUGGAAGUGAAGGCUAUGCAGAAUAUUACAAUGUCUUCAUAUAUAACAGAAUAUCCAGGAUUGAUACAUUUCAUAUACAUUGAUCGAAAUUCUGAUUGUUUGAUUGCCCCAAAUGUUAUUGUCAAGAAAGGCCAUCUAAAUGGCACACCUUCUUUGAAACAAAAAAUAUGGAAAAUGGUUUCAGUAGGAAGACGUUAUAUUGAUGGCAUAAAAAAUUUCUGUUCUCUUUGGAAAGAUGAUGAUCUUUACUUUUAUUACAACAUUUGGUUUGAAGAUUCAACUGGCAGAGUAAUAAAACCCACAGUUUAUCCAAAUCUGAAAAACUUCCCUAAAAAAGGAAUUAUCUGUGGAAAUUUUUACAAGAGACUUGUACAAGAAUGUUUCCCUGCUGCUUCUUAUAACCAUAUAUUUUGCUAUGAAUUUUUUUGUGUACAUCUGGAAUCUACUCCAGUAGAAGCUAUUGUUGAUAACAGCCACAAACUUUGCACACAAUUGUGGGAUUUCAGUGGAGCUUAUAGGACUUCUUUGGAUUUAUUGUGAUAUUUUACUGGCCUCUUUUACUUUUCAGGUGCAACAUUCCAGUGAUUAAUACCGGUUUUAUUGUAUUAAUAGAUAAUUAUCAACAGCUUUAAUAAUUGUUUAUAUAAUACCAUAUAUUUUUAUAGAGAGAUUGUUAGAUUUUUAUAAUUUUUUUUAUACAGUUUUUAUUGAUUUUUUAAAAAAAUUCUUGUAUAUUAGCUUUAUUAUGUUUAAAAAAUGUUAUGCAGCUUUUUUCAACUGUGUACACAUUAGGAAUAACUAAUUUAGAAAUGUUCAUCAUAUAUUAUUGUGUAAUUAAUGUAAGACAUCAGUCUGAACUAAUUUUUGCUACUUUUGAUAUUUUAUUUUUUGUUGACUUUUCUGUUUGCAUUUCUUUUUUGUUAUUAAAUGGUUUGAUAAGUACACAUUUCUUAAUUUUUUUUCUCUUCUUAAUUCAUGCCAGCCUAAUUGAUAAAAUUAUUCUUGAUUUUAUUUAUAUCUGCUAAUUCUGCAGGUUAAAAUUAAUACAAUUUAACUGAUGAAAUUAUUUAUGAUGUUAUAUAUUGAAACAAAAUUUAUGAGAAAAUGUAAUGUUUUUUUAAAGCUAACUGCACAGCUUCAUAUUAUUUCAAAUUUUAUUAAUUAUACUAUCCAUUAUGAUGUGAUAUGUUUGUUUUAUUCAAAAGUUGUAUAAAUAUUUUUUUAUUUGCAUUAUAUUCAAUUCACUAUACCUCUUCUAUUAAAAAUAUUGCAAAAUCAGACAAAUAUUGCACAAAAGAAUGAGGGAGAAAAACAUAUAUACAUGUAACACUUCAUUGAAUUAUCAUUUUAAAAUGCAUGUGAAAUAAUAUGAAUAUUUAAAAAUCAGUAUAUAUUUUACAUUGAUUACAUGGCAGAUUUGGCAGGUAAUAAAUUUUAACAAAUCCCAUAGUGAAAGCUGAGCAUUUUAUACGCUUAUUAUCUGAUGAAUAAACGGUUGGUUCAUUAUGUAUUAUUUAUUUUUUGAGAAAAGUAUAAAUUAUUAUGCUGCAAUAUCCUGAAGAUCUAAGAAUAUGUCUUUAGUCAAAAUAAUUUUAUUUUACUUAGAUAAAAAAAGCUUUGUUUUGAGCUAUUAAAGUGACUUAAAUUAAAUAUUUGCAUAAUUUUUAAAUUACGAAAAUAGCAAAAUUUAAAAUCAAAUGUGAAUAAAUAUAUUUCUUAGAAUUAUAAAAAAUUCUUAGUGAUUUUAUUCAAAAGCAAUUGCAGAACCCUCUAAAUGAAAAAAAGAUUAUCCUUAAAGAUUAAGUUUGUAAAUUUCAGUCAUAUAAUUCCAUGAAUGAAAAUCAAUCAGAAUUUUUUUUUACUACAGAUUGAAGCUUUAUUAAAUAGUUAACUUUUAAAGAAUAAAUUAAUUAUAUAUAUGCCUAUUUUCAGUCUUUGAAGCAUACUUUCCCAAGAUCAGAUUCAAGUUCUAAUAUUUCUCUGUGUCCCAAUCCCUUUGGAAUUGAUCCCUUAGUUUCAGUAUAUUCUGAUGAUUAUUUCUAUGACUUUAAAAAUAAUUUUUUUAUUUCUUCCCAUCAUAACACUCUUUCAAUGUUCUGGUACUCUUUUUUUCAUUGACGGUGCAUAGAUUUUAAAAUAUUAUUUGAUAUCAUGUGUGAAAUAACUAUCAGCCUUGAUAGUUAAAAUAUUUGAAACUAUUUUUAAAUUCUGAAAUAUCAAAAUGAAUACGAAGUUAAAUAAUAUUUGAGUGCUUCUUUAAAAAAAGUAAUCAAUGUAUAUAAUCUAAUCUUAUUUGUGUCUAUAAAAACAAAAGAAAGAGACAUCAUAUCAAUAAC